Molecule: messenger RNA, 3858 nt
Organism: Pelmatolapia mariae (spotted tilapia)
Lineage: Eukaryota; Metazoa; Chordata; Actinopteri; Cichliformes; Cichlidae
Gene: camkmt
Product: calmodulin-lysine N-methyltransferase
Exons: 11
Coding region: 168-1187 (339 amino acids)
Cellular component (GO): cytoplasm
Molecular function (GO): calmodulin-lysine N-methyltransferase activity
Source: RefSeq, a predicted model, not a curated record
GUAACAGGUGAUGACAGUGAAGCGGUGUAUGUGAUCAUUUCUGCAUCGCUAUAGAAAAAAAGCCUUAUUUUUUUGUAUUACCGCACCGCUGUAACUGUGACAGCUGCAUAAACAGGAUUUAAACAAGUGCUUACGGGUUUAUCUCCUACCAGAAGUACGAAGAUAAAAUGGACAGGGACUCUUCUGGUGCUGCAGAAAGGACCGAGCCGGCGUCACCUUUGGGGAAAAAUAUUCACGAAGACACUCGCGCAGCUGAUUCCCGCGCCUCCCGGUCAGGGACCUGUAGAAAUACUGAUGUCGCACGAGCCAGGUGGACCCUGCUGAGACAGGUGUUGCGUCAGAAGCAGGUGGAGAGUCCGGAGGUCAAACAGGUGUCUGUUCGCAGGUUUGCCACAUUUGACCUUUUCAGCAGAAAAAGGCUUGUGGCACGAGACCACAGUGAUACCUCAGAUGACCAGUGGGUGGAGUACAGAAGUGUCUACUUUCCUGAGUACAGUGCCUUACUUAGGGAUAACAUGGGACCUCUUAGAGUUAAUGAAGUGCUCAACAGUUUUGACAACACCGGUAAUGUCUGUGUGUGGCCAUCUGAAGAGGUGAUGGCGCAUUACUGUCUGCAGAAACGUCACAUGUUCAAGGGUGCAGUGUGUGAGUUAGGAGGAGGUAUGACUUGCCUUGGUGGGCUCAUGGUUGCCAUUUGUGCUGACGUGACGGAAGUCCUGCUAUCAGAUGGGAAUGAGAAGUCCAUUCAGAAUGUUCGAGGGCUGGUUGAGAAAAACAGGCAAGCUGGAAAGUUUGGCUCAACAUAUGUAUCUUCCAGGGUAGUAAGGUGGGACUGUGAGAUGGAUAUUUCUGCACUGGAGGGUCACUUUGAUUUCAUCAUGUGUGCAGACUGUUUGUUUCUGGACCAGUACAGAGCCAGCCUGGUUGAUGCUAUAAGGAGAUUACUGCAACCCAGCGGCAUGGCAUUGGUGUUCGCUCCUCAGCGAGGGGAAACUCUAAGACUCUUCUGUCAACUGGCCCAGCAAGCUGGAUUUUGCAUCUCUCAACACCAUCAGUAUGAUGCUCAGGUCUGGGAUGUCCACUUGAAGAUGCUGAGGGAGGGAAAAGAAGUAUACGAUGAGAAUAUCCACUAUCCUCACCUGAUCACAUUGACCAAAGGACCUCAACCUGUCAGCCCCACUCAGUAAUACAGAACAAGUGAGCCUUUAACAGUAUACAGUUCCUUUGUAUUACUUGCUAGAUAUUUUAAUUUAGCAUCAAAAAGCUACUGUCCAUCUAAAAAUAGUCUCUCACCAGCCAUCCCUUUAACCAGGUGGCCUGCCAUUCUUGUAAUUGACCAAACAUCUAAGCUCUAGUCAGCCUGUUGCUCAUCCCUUUUCUUAAUCUUUCAUCCAAGAAAGUGGAUCACAUUGCCAAACUGUCACCUGGCCAACCAGGUAACCUUUGAGUACUGUGUCAGACCUUUAGUGACCUUCACUGCUAUUAACCUGUCAUCAUCAUAGCUGUUGAGCCAGUUAGUUGCUUAGUCAGUUAACCAGCUAUUCAAUCAGUCAGUUGCACUGACAUUUUCUCCAUCGUUCCUGAUACAGGUGGCAGUUGUUCAGUCAGUUGCCCCGAUUAAACUUAGUCAGCAUUAAUCCAUGCCACUGUGUUUCUGGCCUCAGCAUGGAGGCCUGCUUUACUUCAUUAACUGUUACAGGCUGCUCACAGCUUCCUCUGUUUCCUGUUUUAAUGUCUUUAAAUGCAACUCAUUCAUCCCAGUCAGAGGUCAAUAUUAAGAAUGAAUUUUUUUUACUUUGCAUUUGCAUAUUAUGCACAUUCAGACUAGCGAGCUACAGAUUGGAUUUGAUACAACAAUAUUGCAUUUUCAAAGCUCUGUUGAUGAUAUAAUCUGUGUUUUAACUGUACAACAGACAUUUGUUCUGAAUACCUGAAACUUCUGCUUGACUGGUAUUUUGUUAAAAAAAAAUCAAAAUGCUGUUGAUGAAAUUAUUAAUCAGACUUACUUGUCAUCCUCAGCUGCAUAUUUUCAGCUGGCUGCACUGAAAACAGUUACUGACAAUGCAAAGAUAUGAAACAUCUGAUACCAAAAGUGACACAAAUAUCUUAAAAAGGUCCUAAAACUGAAACAUCUGACUGACAACAAUCUGUUCACAUGGCAGCUUUUAAAAGCUACUGGUUUGAACCUUCAGGACAUGUGUGUGUAUCUAAAGAGAGAAGAAAUACAUACACAAAUAAUGACAUCACCAUUUGCAUUUAUUGACAAGUGACCCUGAAACUGUGGAAUCAAUAAAUUAUAUUAGUAUUUUUUGUGAAGUAGAUUUAUUAAUUAUCCCUCAAUUUCCACUAAGUAAAGACAAUCUGCUGCUAUUACUAACUGGCAUGUUCACCAUGCUCUGUGACUGCAGCACCUUGAUCUAAAGUCCUGCCAGCCAGGAGCAGCUUAGAUCUCUCAGUGUGACAUGGCUGUAUGUAAACGCCUAUGAUUUAUUGAGCGCAUUGCUUUUAUUAAACAGUAGGCCUAUUUGUUAAUUAAGUUUUUCUUGUGUGCAACAAAAAUAUUUUACCAUUUCAAGGAUCAGAAAAGGGUUUGUUUCUUUUCUUUCCUUCCCUGUGCCACAAAUACAGAAUACCUAAAAAUAUAUUUUUUAGUAUGCAUGUGACUAGAAUACGAGAACAGGAACACAGCUCAGUGAUUUUAAUGAUGAUGAUGAUGAUUUUAAAUUAAAAAAACUUUGUGGAAUCAUCCCUCAAAAUCAAUACGAUAAUAAUAAGAUUAUUGCUUUUACUUCUGCUGCUUACUGCAUUUUUUCCCAGCUGCUCUACUCAGGUCUUUUCUCAUGCAUUCACCUGUUUCCUGUUUCUGCUGACGUUACAAAAAAACAGCAAGUGCCAGUGGGUCACUCAAAUCUAAAGCUGUACCUAACACUGCGAGGGGGUUUCCAUAAUUCACUGUGAUUCAUUACCUUAUACAGCAGCCAAGAAGCUAUGCAGAAUCUCCUGGUCGCCAGUGUUUACAUUGUUCAUAUUAAAAAAGAAUUCGCUGGUAGAGAAUGCCAGUUUAUUAGUGGUUUUGGGGGGUUUCAAUUAUUCAAAACUGUUUCCAGUGCGAAGAUUUGAAAGGUUACAGAUAUAUGUAGGAUAACAUAAAUGUCCUCACAGCUGAUACUGAAUAUAGUGUUUUCAUCACUGUCUAGUGUGACAUCACCAGUGCUACCAGUUCGGUAUUAGGCAUCACUGUUUACUGUGGCCUCUGUGCUACUGUGCUGCUUCUUUCCAAAUUAUUGCCUGUGUUACUGGCAAAAUCUUCUCCUGUGACGCCUUCAAACAUGAACACACCGUCAGUUCUGUAUUUAUGAUACUAAUGCUUAGACUUACUACUUCUCACUGUGACAACAGACAUUCAAGAAACUGCUGACAGGUGGCAUUAUUCUGAUUUUGCUGCCUAAUAUCAAAAAUAUGGGGAAAUCCUUAAAAAAUGUUAAUUUGCAGGCCAUGUCCACAGUACUUUGUGAGAGCGUAAGGUUGGUUUUUGUUUUUUCCAUUGAUCUUUUUCUACAUGUCUUUUUUCAGCCACCAGAAAUAGAAAUACAAUAAAAAACACAGUUUGAAUAAAAUUGAGAUGUGGUUUGCUGUACAGAGCCUCAUGUUAAUGGUGUAGAAGAAUAGCUUUAAGAGUUUUUAUAAUUGAUUUUUUUGAUUGCAUAACAUUCAGAUAAAAUGUCAGAUAUAUCAAUAAAAAUUUAAUGACUUUUAUGUAUGUGGACAUGGCCUUAUGUAGUGAGUUUCUCCAUUCAGUAUUUUCCUUCUGCUUCAGUGUAAUUUUAUGAGUGGGUGUUUUUUUUUUUCUUUUCUUCU